GCGUUGUGCGCUUUGCGCCUCGUGCAACGUUCAGUGCGAGAUGAAAUCUCGUGGCUGAUGGACGUGUGUUCGUUUCCACGUUUCCACAGUUCGCCAGAGACACUUGUGGCAUCAGUGCAACAGCUUACAGUCAGCAUAUAAAAAUGUUGUUAAAUCAACAGUUUAAUCAAGCAGCAAUACUAAUAAACAUCAAACUUUAAAUGCACGCAUUAACUUUGUAUUGCAAUAAAUUCUCAACAAAAACUGAGCAAACAACAAUAAACAAAAAAUAUGUGAUUUGAUAAAGCAGCGGGUGAAUACUCCAACGCACAAUUUCACCCAAAAAUCAAGACAACCCAAGCGGACUACAGACAACCAUAGGCAGCAAUUAAAAUCCAGCAUCAACAAUUUACAGCAACGUGUUGUGAGCUACGCAAUGCAAUCAUCGACUGAUGCGGCCAAUGAUGGAGCACGCAAACACACAGCACAGCAGCAAGGACAGCAGCCAGCAGCAGCAGCAAGAACAGCAAACGAGACCACAUCCUUUACCAUAAAUGUCAACAGUCCGCAACAUCAGCAGCAGCAGCAGCAAUUGGCUGGCGGCAGCAGCAACAGUCACACACCCAGCAAAAAUCCCUUCAAGCAACAGCUCAGCCAGGACACUAAUCAGCAGAAUGGCAGCAAGGACAGUGAGUGCGGCAUUAUGGGAGUCGGUGGCAAGCAACCACCGCCGCCACAUCCACCACCACCACAGCAGGGCUAUCAGUCGCAAGCAUAUGCAGCCGGCCAGCCACCGCCGGAUCAGUACCGCCAAGAGGAUCCACGCGCCGCCGGCCCAUUUACAGCGGCCAAAGCUUGGAUGGUCAGCUGGCGCGGCUCCAAUCGCCUCGUCUUGGUGAUCGUGGCCAUAGCGUUGCUGCUGGACAACAUGCUGCUAACAACUGUCGUGCCCAUCAUACCUGAGUUCCUGUACGACAUACGACAUCCGGAUGCCCCGCUUGCCAGUUACCCACGCCUGCCGCUCGUGCCGAGCACCUCGCCCUCACCCAACGGACCCUGCCCAUGUAAGGACAAUGACGCACAGUACGAGAUCUCCACGCUGAGUCCAGAGGAAAACGAAACCUAUUAUCGCGAGCUGGAGGAGCGCCACAAUGAGCUUGUUGGCGAAACGGUGGAGGUGGGCUUGCUCUUCGCCUCCAAGGCCAUUGUACAGCUGUUGGUUAAUCCAAUCGUCGGUCCCUUAACGCAUCGCAUUGGCUAUAGUAUACCGAUGUUUGCUGGCUUUGUCAUAAUGUUUCUCUCCACCAUAAUUUUCGCCUUUGGUCGCUCCUAUUUGGUGCUGUUUAUAGCGCGCGCAUUGCAGGGCAUUGGCUCGUCGUGCUCCUCGGUUUCUGGGAUGGGCAUGCUGGCGGAUCGAUUCACCGACGACAAGGAGCGUGGCAAUGCCAUGGGCAUAGCUUUGGGUGGCUUGGCGCUGGGCGUGCUCAUUGGUCCGCCAUUUGGUGGUGUUAUGUAUGAGUUUGUGGGCAAGUCGGCGCCGUUCCUGGUGCUGGCUGCAUUGGCAUUGGGCGAUGGCUUGCUGCAGUUGUUCAUGCUGCAGCCCUCGAUACAGAAAGCCGAAACGGAGGAGCCGCCGUCGUUGAAGAGCCUAAUCAGCGAUCCUUAUAUACUGAUAGCGGCGGGCGCCAUUACGUUUGCCAACAUGGGCAUAGCUAUGCUGGAGCCCUCGCUGCCGCUGUGGAUGGUGGACAAUAUGGGCGCAACACGUUGGGAGCAGGGCGUGGCUUUUUUGCCCGCUUCCAUAAGCUACUUGAUCGGCACGAAUCUGUUUGGACCACUGGGACACAAAAUUGGACGCUGGUUCGCCGCCUGCUUGGGCUUGGUCAUUAUUGGAGCUUGUUUGAUAUUUAUACCUAUGGCCACAUCAAUAACGCAUUUGAUUAUACCCAACGCUGGCCUGGGCUUUGCCAUUGGCAUGGUCGACUCCUCCAUGAUGCCCGAGCUGGGCUAUCUAGUGGAUAUACGUCACUCGGCUGUCUACGGCAGCGUUUACGCCUUGGGCGAUGUGGCAUUCUGCGUAGGCUUUGCUGUGGGUCCCGCUCUCUCCGGCUCGUUGGUCAAGAGCAUUGGCUUUGAGUGGAUGCUGUUUGGCAUUGCUAUACUCUGCUUUAUGUAUGCGCCGCUCUUGACGCUGCUCAAGAAUCCACCCACAAGCGAUGAGAAGAAGUCUUUGAUCUACGGACGCGAUCGCUCCCAGGUACGUUAUGUUACCUAUCAGAACUACGAUGACGACGAAUAAACCGACACAAAAGUUUUCAAAAGCAAUGUUGCCAAUAUGCAACCAAAAAUCAAAAAAAAAAAAAAUUUGUUGAAAUGCAAGCAUACGCAAAAAUAUAAAAAAAAAAAUAACUAUAUAGCAAACACAACCAAAAAUAUCAAGAAUAUCAUAUGAGCACAAGAAAUUUAAUUGUUACAAAUGUUUAAAUGUUAACGUAAUUUACAGAGCAAAAGUUAAAAGCAGCUGUUAAUCGAAUCAAAAGAAAUAUAAUUUUCAAUUUCAACUCAAGCCGAAUUGAAAGAAAGUUCACAUAGACGGGUUAUAUUUGCAUAGAUGAAGAAUAUGCUGUGUGAAGUUGAGUUAAAAUUAAAUUUGUUAAACGAGAAAAAACGAAACAAUCCAAAUCCAAACUUGGGUUUUUGUUUAAGAGAUGUUGACAACCACCAAAGAACCCUACUACAUAUUUGAGGCAAAUUACAAUUGAAAAGCCAAGUAUAUAACAUUAAAUAAAAAUAUAUAUGAAAAUUUGUCUGUUAACUAUGUUAACUAAAAGCAAGUAUAUAACUAUACUACUCCCAAUAUGCACAAAUUGAAAAGUGAAAGCAUCAGCAAUUGCAUUGAAUUAAUGUGAGUCCGGAAGUGAUUGAAGUUAUUAGAAGUGCAGAGUACGUAAACCAGCUCAGCUAAUUGAUCUCAGUUUAGUUUAGGCAAUUCCUAAACUUGCUCUAGUAGCGUUUCCAGCUUGGGGGCACACAUUAAAGCUCUAGUUCGCAAUAUGAUGACACGUAAGUGCAGCAAUUCGGUUGCAACAGCAGCCAAAAUUAAAUACAAAUUAAAAACUAUACUAUACCAAAAUAUAUUAUGUUGUUACUUAGUUAAUCGUUAUGCGCUAAAAAAUAUGCUAAUUAGCCAAAUAAACUUUUGUUCAAUCAAAACGUAACUAUAGCUACAAUUAGACAUAUACUCGUACAUAUAUUAUAACUGUAAAGUUGUUGCUUUAUAUAGCACACACACAAUACAAUAUCUGACGCAUUAAGGGAACUAACUAAAGUUAAGCUCAACUGUACCUAAAAGAUACUUAACUACUUAUGAACUACAACAUACUCAAGUUAUGGCGCAUAAACAUGUUUGUUUUAGUUUAUGAUUUGAUUACUUAACUAAGAGAUCGUUUAGAUCAAUCGGAUACUUCCGCGAGUUGUUUGAAUGGCUGCAAGCAGCUCUACGCGUUUUAGAGAAACUAUGUAAAAUCCAUAUUUUUUAUACAACAAUGAAUGUCACUAUUUUGGACAAACCUAUAAACAUUUUUAUGCGCAACCAAUUAAACAAAUUACUUAUAUGGUAUUUAGAACACGCAGGUAUACAAUGAGGUUAUAUGGAAAAUACUGUACAUAUGCAUAGCUGAAAUACUUGCUGAUCAUCAAUGCUUAAUCGAUACUAUUUAACUAUUUAAAAAUAAAUAAAUUUCAGUUUAUUGCUUUAGUUUUAUCUGUCGAAUUGCAAAAUUCAAUCAUACAAAAUACUAAACUAUGCUUAAAGUCUCAUCUACUUAGUACAGGCGUAUACUUAACCAAAUAAAGGCUUGUUCAGUACAAAAGCAUUGUACAGGGUACACUGAAAGCUCUAUAGUUACUUAAUAUACUUAACGUAUUAAAAGUUUUAUUCGGUUUUCAGAAGUUGUUGUGCGUGGCUUAGCAAUCCAUAUGUACGUGUGAAAUAGACAAUAUAGCUUUUAUACCAUAUACUAUAUAUACUACAAAUAUAUAUAUAUAUAACUAGUAGUUAUGCAAUACGUUUUAGUUAAUGUUCAAUACUAUAUAUAACAAACUGCAUCACACAAAAAGCUGGUAUGGGGUCAAACAAACUAUAAUACAAACAUAUUAUAUGUACUUACAUAUAUGUUUUGUGCACAGUACUAUUUACUCAAAUAUAUAAACUAACUUAAACUCAAACUAUUUACUGUAUGUAUUUGCUAAACAUUUAUAAUAACCACACACACUAUACUCUCUCAAUAUUUAUAUAAAUUUAUUCAUUUAGUUUAGCGCGAGCAUAUUAGUCAAAAAAUUUAGACAUACUCGUAUUAACGUUUUUAGUAUACAUUAGUGUGUUAACAACAAUCAACAAGCAAGAAACAACAAUCAAUAACGAUGUCGAAACAUAAAAUUAUGCCAUGUCAUUGUAGGGUGGAGCUAACGGGAAGUAAACGACCAAAUCGUAUUUAAGCAAAACAUAUUUCUAAACAUAUAAACUAUAUAUGCUAAUAUCUAUACUAAAUA
This is a messenger RNA of Drosophila busckii, 4530 nucleotides long. RefSeq names its product synaptic vesicular amine transporter (gene Vmat). Gene Ontology annotation, cellular component: terminal bouton; synaptic vesicle membrane. Gene Ontology annotation, molecular function: xenobiotic transmembrane transporter activity; serotonin:sodium:chloride symporter activity. Gene Ontology annotation, biological process: aminergic neurotransmitter loading into synaptic vesicle; xenobiotic transport; transmembrane transport. NCBI's taxonomy places the organism in Eukaryota, Metazoa, Arthropoda, Insecta, Diptera, Drosophilidae. The transcript has 9 exons. The record is from RefSeq and is a predicted model, not a curated record. The coding region runs from base 416 to 2278 and encodes 620 amino acids.